This is a messenger RNA of Solea solea (common sole), 821 nucleotides long. RefSeq names its product guanylin-like. The record is from RefSeq and is a predicted model, not a curated record. Gene Ontology annotation, cellular component: extracellular region. Lineage: Eukaryota; Metazoa; Chordata; Actinopteri; Pleuronectiformes; Soleidae. Gene Ontology annotation, molecular function: guanylate cyclase activator activity. The transcript is spliced from 3 exons. Bases 69 to 398 code for a protein of 109 amino acids.
ACAGCUACACAGAAGAACCACAGAAGAAACACUCCUCUAAAGCGAGAGGCAUCUUGCAUCGUCUGAAAAUGAGAUCCCUCAGUGUUGUCGUUGUUUUGGUGCUGUGUGUGUGCAGUGGAGCUCUAGGUGUGCAGGUCAUGGUUGGAGACAGGAGCUUCCCCUUGGAGGCUGUGAAGCAGCUGAAGGAGCUGAUGGAUUUAAAUGACAACGUCAGCCCUCGCCUCGCUGAGACGAGUGUUUUAGCCGCUUGCACAAACCCUCUCCUGCCUCAGGUCUUUCGGCCAGUUUGCCAAGGGAAGGGAGCAGCCAUUGUUUUCUCCAACCUUGUGUAUAUCACCACGCCUAAUGAUCCUUGUGAAAUAUGUGCCAACCCCUCCUGCUAUGGAUGUCUGAACUGAGGCUGCCAUCAUUGACGUACACUGAGACAUCGACCGAGAGACGCAGGGGAGCUUCAUCCUUCUCUCUUUGUGUCUGACAUCUGUGGACGUGGGUGAAACAUAUCAUGUCACCCAGCAUCCAAGCCAAAUGGGUCUGAAGAAUCAGUGUUGGAUUCAUUAAAACAAAAAAUGUUAUUCACCAUUUUUAUAUGUUUGGGUAGAUGCUGUAUAUAAAUAUAUAUAUAUAUAUAUAUAUAUAUAUAUAUAUAUAUGUAUAUAUACAUAUAUACAGUACAUACAUACAAAGGCCCUAAUCAAUUAAGUGUCUAAACAGCUGUUCUGUACAUUACUGAAUAUUAUUAUCGUCUUCAAAUUUCUUUAACAUUGAAGUUUUAAUUUAUUGAGUCUGGUGCAGCCUCCUGAUAAUAAAGUCUGUUAUUUGCA